Glarea lozoyensis ATCC 20868 is the source of this 1344-nucleotide messenger RNA. Its product is annotated as RING/U-box. Gene Ontology annotation, cellular component: cytoplasm. Gene Ontology annotation, molecular function: ubiquitin protein ligase activity. Gene Ontology annotation, biological process: ubiquitin-dependent protein catabolic process. The transcript is spliced from 2 exons. NCBI's taxonomy places the organism in Eukaryota, Fungi, Ascomycota, Leotiomycetes, Helotiales, Helotiaceae. Bases 1 to 1344 code for a protein of 447 amino acids. The record is from RefSeq and is a predicted model, not a curated record.
AUGGUCGUCAAUGAACUUAUGGUCGAGGUGCUUCAUGUCCUACAACGAGAUUUGAGCGCGAGAAAUCUGGGCGGUACCCAAACCACACCCAGUCCAACUGCAGCGCAGUCGCAGACCGUCUCGACGACGGUUCCCGCUCCCACACCAACCAUGACGAGCUCUGGCGGUGGAGGACCGACCAGUUCGCCAUUACUCUUCUUUGUAGCAUUAGGUUUUGGUGUUGUAUUUACGAAUUUAUGGAUUAUCGUCGGUGUCAAAUACUGCUUUCGCUAUAAUGCGAGAAAUCGGGCUUUACGAAACGGAGAAGACGGUGAUCCGAUCAAUCUCGAGAAUAUGCCAACCCGACCGCAUCGCAGACGGAGGGAAAAGAAAUUGAUGACGAUGGAUGAGGUUAAUGAUCGAUUUCCAUUGACAAAGUAUAAGAAUUGGGUCGCGGCAAGGGCCAGAGAGGGUCUAUCUACGAGCGGAGGUGUCAAUGCGCCAUCAAGUCGACCUGGAAGUUUACGAGAUGUUGACGGCGUUGUUCCUUCUUCACCUGUCGAUACUAAGCACUCUGUAAAUACCCGACCUGCUACCGCUUCGUCCGAAAUCGAGCCAACACCUGCCAUAAUUACCACGGACCGCAAGAGUAUGGAUGUGAAGGCUGUCGAGAAGGAUAAUGCCGUAACCACUGUCGAAGAGCAAAACAAUUUGGAGCAGGUCAAGACUACCGCAAGCACUGUUGAUAAACAGCCUACAGCGGUCAGUGAAUUAGAUGAUGACGACGAGGAUGACCAUAUUCACACAGCUGUACCACCGGAACUCCUCACUAACCCUGGAGAUUCGUGUGCGAUUUGUAUUGAUACCCUGGAGGACGACGAUGAUAUCCGUGGCUUAACAUGUGGUCACGCAUUCCAUGCUGGUUGUUUAGAUCCAUGGUUGACUAGCCGUCGGGCAUGCUGUCCACUCUGCAAAGCAGAUUACUACACUCCCAAGCCCCGACCUGAAGGCGAAGCAGCCGAGCCUGAGCGUUCUGGUCGUUCUAAUAGACGGAGAACAGAACAGGCAAACAUGGUACAACAACCUCCUUCAGCGUGGACUGGCAUUCGAGGACACCCACGCUUUGGCGCUAUCGGAGGCCGCUUUGGAAUUAUGCAGGAAACUACGGGGGAUCAAUCGCGCAAUGCUAGGAGAGCGAGGAGAGCACAGGCGAAUGUACAGCCGGAAGUUGGAACGGGGGAUAACGCUACGGCAUCGAGAAGAUGGAACCCAUUUAGAAGGAAUCGUCCCGCGGCUGCGACACCGGUGGAAGCUGCUCCUGAGACGGCGACGCCUUCGCAGUUGGAGGCGGGGGUGGUGCGUUGA